Molecule: messenger RNA, 1374 nt
Organism: Mytilus californianus (California mussel)
Lineage: Eukaryota; Metazoa; Mollusca; Bivalvia; Mytilida; Mytilidae
Exons: 3
Coding region: 22-1368 (448 amino acids)
Biological process (GO): double-strand break repair via homologous recombination; telomere maintenance
Cellular component (GO): chromosome; nucleus; nucleoplasm
Molecular function (GO): ATP binding; 3'-5' DNA helicase activity; nucleic acid binding
Source: RefSeq, a predicted model, not a curated record
GUGGAAGGAUAAAAUUUCAAAAUGGCUUCCUUUGAAGAUUGUAUUAACUUUUGUAAGAUUGAAAGUGGCUUAUUCUCAUCGUUAGAUAUAAUUUUAAAAGAGAAGCAGUUGGAAACAUUAAAGGCGUUGUAUUUUAACAAAGACUGCAUUUCAGUGUUACCGACUGGCUAUGGUAAAAGCCUGAUCUUCCAGAUUUUACCUUGGUUUUUUCAAAAGAAACUUAAUAGACUACAACCAAUGACCGUUCUGGUUGCAUCACCUCUGAAUUCUCUAAUGCAAGAUCAGGUACUCAGUCUUCGAAAAAAAGGAAUAAAAGCAUGCAGCUUAAACAUCUCAGGCACCAAAGGAAUAACCUUUGAAGAAGAUGAUGACACUGAAAAUGAAUUGGAAACAGAUGUGCCAUUUGAACAACUACAAAAAGGAGAGUACCAAAUCCUAUAUGUGCAUCCAGAAACUUUUUCAAAUAAGAAAUUUGGGAAGUUAAUGAGAUCAGAAGCCUACCAGACCAAUGUUUGCUGCAUAGUAAUUGAUGAAGUUCACAUGAUUUCAGAGUGGGGUGAAAGUUUUAGACCAGAAUUUAUGAAGUUGGGUGAGUUAACAUGCCUUUUUGAAACAGCAGGGCAUCUUGCUCUUACAGCAACAGCUACACCAAAGGCACUCAAGGAAUUGGAAGUUAUAUUGAACUAUAGGGAAACAACUCUGAUUAUUAGUAAUCCGGAUCGUCCCAAUAUAUUUUUGGAGGUAAGGAGAAGACUCCCAAAUAUCAGGAAAGUUGACAAGUUGGAUGAACUGAUUAAACCUAUAGCGGAACAAUUAUAUGAGCAGCAAAGUGAUUUUCCAUUAACUGUAAUCUAUGUGGAAAAUUUGGAGAGUCUUGGGUACUAUUUCCGCUAUUUGGAGUAUGAACUGAAGGAAAAGGGAUACCAUGGAGAAAACAUUACUGAAAAUAGAAUGUUUGCUCAAUAUCACUCUGACUAUCCAGAGACUAUGAAGCAACAUAUUGUGAAGGACCUUUGCCAGAGUAAGCCUAUAUUAAGACUGGUACUAGCAACAGUUGCCCUGGGCAUGGGACUAAAUGCACCAUCUAUAAGGAGAAUUAUUCAUUGCCGACCACCUACAACAUUAGAGAAAUACAUGCAGGAAAUAGGACGAGCUGGUCGAAAUGGUGACAAUGCUGAAGCUAUUAUGUAUUUUAACAAUAGUGACUUAUCAAAAGCACGUGCAGGGUUGACCAGUUCUGUAAUUGAAUAUUGUAAAAAUGAAAAUAACUGCUUCAGGAAACUAUUGGUAAAAUAUUUUGGAUUUGAUGAUGUAUUAUAUGCUGGUGACAAGAAAAGAUGUUGUUCAUUCUGUAGCUUAAGCAAUUAAGUUAGA